AUGAUGAGAAAGAAUGAGACCAGAGUUUCUGAAUUUCUUCUCCAGGGGCUCCCUCUUCCACCAGAACAUCAGGGUUUGUUCUUUAUCCUAUUCCUGCUCAUGUACCUGACCACAGUGUUGGGGAACCUGCUCAUAAUCCUGCUCAUCCGGAUCGACAUUCGCCUCCACACGCCCAUGUACUUCUUCCUCAGUGUCUUGGCCUUUGAUGAUGUGAUUUUCUCAUCUGUCACUGCCCCCAAAAUGUUGAUGGAUAUGAAGACGAGUCACAAAUCUAUCCCCUAUGCAGGGUGCAUUUCUCAGGUGUUUUUUUUAAUACUCGUUGGUUGUUUUGAAAACUUCCUUCUUACAGUGAUGGCGUAUGACAGAUAUGUGGCCAUCUGUCAGCCACUCCACUACACCACCAUCAUGAGGCAGGAGCGAUGCAUUGCUCUAUUAGCAACAUCCUGGAUCCUCAGUUUCUUCUACUCAUUGUUGCAGGCCCUCCUUUUGGCCAGACUGGUUUCAAGAGAGAAUGAGUCCAGAGUUUCUGAAUUUCUCCUCCAGGGGCUCCCUGUUCCACCAGAACAACAAGGUUAUUUCUUCAUCCUCUUCCUGCUCAUGUACCUGACCACAGUGUUGGGGAACCUGCUCAUCAUCUUGCUCAUCCGGAUGGACUCUCGUCUCCACACACCUAUGUACUUCUUCCUCAGUGUCUUGGCCUUCAAUGAUGUGUCGUUAUCAUCUGUCACAGUCCCCAAAAUGUUGAUGGACAUGAAGACGAAUCACAAGUCUAUCCCCUAUGCAGGGUGCAUUUCUCAGGUGUUUUUUUUAAUACUCUUUGGUUGUUUUGAAAAUUUCCUUCUUUCAGUGAUGGCGUAUGACAGGUAUGUGGCCAUCUGUCAGCCGCUCCACUACAACACCAUCAUGAGGCAGGAGCGAUGCGUUGCUCUAGUAUCAACAUCCUUGAUUGUUAGUUGCUUCUACUCUUUGUUGCACACCCUCCUUUUAGCUAGAGUUUCUUUCUGUGCUGAUGUUACCAUUCCCCAUUUCUUCUGUGAAAUCAUUCCCGUCCUGGAAGUAAGCUGCUCAGACGUUUCACUCAAUCACCAGGUCAUGUACAUUGUCGGGGGGAUUUAUUUUUAUCUGCCAUUCAUCAUUAUCUUGGGCACUUAUAUCUGCAUAUGGGCCACUGUUCUGAGGAAUCCCUCUGCUAAGAAAUUCUUCAAGGUCCUUUCUACCUGUGGUUCCCAUCUCCUUGUUGUGUCUUUAUUCUAUGGAACCAUUCUUAAAGUUUAUUUUUUAUCCUCCUCGUCUGCCACAAAUAAUAAAGAUAUAAUUGCUUCUGUGAUGUACAUGAUAGUCACCCCCAUGCUGAACCCUUUUAUCUACAGCUUGAGAAACAGAGAUAUAAAACAAGCCCUAAAUUUGCUCGCUAACAGAGUCAAGUUCUGUAGUCAAAAAACUUAA
Sorex araneus (European shrew) is the source of this 1446-nucleotide messenger RNA. RefSeq names its product olfactory receptor 1J4-like. Gene Ontology annotation, molecular function: olfactory receptor activity; G protein-coupled receptor activity. Gene Ontology annotation, biological process: G protein-coupled receptor signaling pathway. The transcript is spliced from 3 exons. NCBI's taxonomy places the organism in Eukaryota, Metazoa, Chordata, Mammalia, Eulipotyphla, Soricidae. Gene Ontology annotation, cellular component: membrane. The record is from RefSeq and is a predicted model, not a curated record. The coding region runs from base 1 to 1446 and encodes 481 amino acids.